Diabrotica balteata is the source of this 1260-nucleotide messenger RNA. NCBI's taxonomy places the organism in Eukaryota, Metazoa, Arthropoda, Insecta, Coleoptera, Chrysomelidae. The record is from the annotation of a GenBank genome assembly.
AUGUUAGUAAAUAUUUAGGAAGCUAGCAGACCCAUUCGUAACUUCAAUCCUUAAAAUGUCACUAGUCUGUAUUGAUGAUUAUGAAAAAUAUGCUCAAGAGAAGCUUCCGAAAAUUAUAUACGAAUUUUUUCAAAGCGGAGCAGGACGAGAGCGUACUUUAAAGUGGAAUAGAACGAGUUUUUCCAGAUACCUAAUUAGACCAAGAUAUAUGAAAAAAGUAGAUGUCAGGAAUUUGUCCACAAAUGUUUUAGGAAAACCUGUAUCCAUACCAAUAGGGAUUUCACCCGUGGCUUUUCACAAACUAGCUCAUUCUGAUGGUGAAUGUGGCAGUGUCAAAGCUGCAGAAGAAAAUCAAACAAUUUUCAUACUCAGUUCACAUUCUAAUUCAUUCAUCGACGAGGUGGCAAGAGCUGGUCCAAAUGCAAGAAAAUGGUUACAGCUUUAUAUUUUUCAGAAAAGGAGUAUUACCCAAGAUUUGAUUCAAGAAGCUGAAACUAAUGGAUUUGAAGCUAUUGUAUUGACUGUAGAUUUUGUAGCUUUUGGCUUAAGAUUGGUUAAUAUAAGAAAUCAAUUUAAAUUGCCCCCAAAUUUGUGCUCAGCUCUUUUGAUAAAGUAUCAAAACAACAACGUUUUAAAUAGUUUAGUCGAUAUUUCUGAUCCAACUGCUGAUUGGAACUACAUAAAGUGGUUAAAAACAAUAACCAACCUUCCAAUAAUUGUUAAGGGAAUUUUGACUGCUGAAGAUGCUAUUUUAGCAGUAGAAGCCGGAGUUUCUGCAAUAUUGGUUUCCAAUCAUGGGGCUAGACAACUUGAUACUGUACCUGCUUCAAUUGACGUUCUACCAGAAAUAGUUCAAGCAGUUGGUAGCCGUGUAGAUGUCUAUAUGGACGGAGGAAUCAGAGACGGAACUGAUAUUUUUAAAGCCUUAGCUAUGGGUGCCAAGAUGGUGUUCGUCGGAAGACCUAUUAUUUGGGGUUUAACUAAUGAUGGAGAAAAAGGAGGCAAAAAAAUCCUAGAGAUCCUUAAACUGGAAUUGGAUAACAUUAUGGCCCUUACAGGUUGUACCAGCAUAUCUGAUAUUAAUAAGGAUCUCGUGGUACACGAAUCCUUUUAUUCUAGAAUUUAGUAUGAUUUAACCUUGACUAAAAUUCUACAUUACCGUAAAGCAACACCAAGUUACUGCCAACUAAUGAAUAUUAAAUAAUUGUUAUAUGAUAUAAGUUAUAUAAUUAUAUAUAAAAAAUAAAUAUAAAGUUAAAA